AUGGAGCUCACCAGCGCCGCGCUCCGGCGAUCCGUUCUGCCGUCGGAGUCCCCGGUGGCCGCGAGGGUGGGGAGGAGGAGGCGACCGACCAGGGUGGCCUGCGUCGGGGGCGCGGGGUUCGCGGAGGAGGGCCACCUCAGGUACUACGAGGCGGCCCCGCGGAGGAAGGCGGUGGAGGUGGUGGCGAGGGACCUGGGCAAGCUCCGGGCCAUGGGGCUCGUCGCGGGGGACGCGGCCAAGGAGAAGGUCCUCUCGGAAGCCACAGAUCUGCUGCUGCAGGAGCUGAGCCAGAUGAAGGAUGAGGAAUACAAGAUAAAGAAGGUAGACAAAGAAGAGAAGGCUGCUAUGAAAGCACUGAAGAAGCAGGAGAAGGGCGCCAAGAAGACUGCCAUCACGAUGAUGAAGUGUGAAGAAGAUGAGUCCUCUUCUGAGUCAAGCGAGAGCGAUUGUGAGGAUGAGGCAAACAUGAAUGUUGAUCAGGGCAUGAUGAUCUCAACAGCGGUUCCCGAAGUUGUUGCAUCAAGCAUCGCAGCUGUCUCCGCGAUGGAGUGUGAUAAGGCUGCAAUGAAGGCCAUGAAGAAGAUGGAGAAGGAACAAAUGAAGGCUACAAAGAAGAUGGAGAAGGAACAGAAGAAGGCCGCGAAGAAGGCCAUGAAGAUGGAGAAGGAAGCAAAGAAGAUGGCAAUGGCUGCACUGAAUGGCUGCAGGGACGAAGACGAUUCCUCGUGCUCAUCAGAGUCGAGCGAAAGCGAAUGCGAGGGGCAAGUUGUCAGGAUGAGCCGCUGCGCUACAAUCACCGCACCAGAAAUGCCAUCUCCAAGCACAGGUCUCCCCAUCAUAGUUCCUCAAAUUCCAGCACCUUUGUCACCGGAACCAUCUCAACCUUCAGAGCUAGCAACCGCGGUGCAAGCCACCAGGGUCAGCAGCGUUGCAGUAGCUGAGACAUCCACAACUAGCAGAAUUGAGGUCUGCAUGGGCGGCAAAUGCAAGAAGUCAGGCGCGCUUGCUCUUCUGCAGGAGUUCGAGAAGGCUGUGGGUACUGAAGGUGCGGUCGUUGGCUGCAAGUGUCUGGGGAAGUGCGGCCUUGGUCCCAACGUGCGGCUGAGGAGCGACGUCUCUGCAGAAGGUUCCGCAAAGGGGAGCCCACUCUGCAUCGGUGUAGGUUUUGAAGAUGUUGGCACCAUAGUGGCAGGUCUCUUCGGAGACGCUGAUCUAGGCAUGACACCCACCUAG
Molecule: messenger RNA, 1233 nt
Organism: Miscanthus lutarioriparius
Lineage: Eukaryota; Viridiplantae; Streptophyta; Magnoliopsida; Poales; Poaceae
Source: the annotation of a GenBank genome assembly